UUACAUUACGGGAUACUUAAAGUUGAGGGCAGACAGGCUUUGCUGAGAGGAGGAAGCCACCUUCGGCUGAUGUGAAAAACUGUCACCACAUAUGUGUCAAUGUGCUCACUGUCACGUAUGUACUGUAGGAGGCGUGGCGUCAGUCGGACAGGGAAAUGAAAUUCAGCUGAAAGCUGUGGCUUCAGUGCGACAAUUCAGCUAUUGCUCUAAAAGGCACAUCAAGGCAGGGAUACCUCCCAUGGAGAGGAAUCCUCAUUAUGAUUCUAUUCUGGACCGGAAUACCAGAGUCAUGUGGCAGGACGACUGCUACCUGGAUCUUCAGUCGACUCGCCUGUCUGUCUCUGCACAAAUUCAAACUGAGGACCAUCAAUGGAUCCAAAAGCAUCACAGGCUCAUGCGACGGUUCAUCACGGCGUCCUUCCUGGAGGAGAUCUUAACCCACUUGCAAAAGCAAAAUGUGCUGAGUGCAUUUGAAAAGUCCAAGGUCAGAGAUGUGGGUCAGUUGCAGGAGCAGGUGAACAUGCUUAUAACCAUCAUCGGUGGGAAGGGCAAUGAGGAAUGUGAAGUCCUCCAGGACUUCAUCAAGAGCUGUGACUGUCCUGCCGCUCGGCUCAUUUUGAACCACGAUCACAUGGUGAUGGAGCACAAGGAAUUUCUCAAGAGACGACUCAGAGAUUCUGGUGGCAAAGUGGAUGUCACAUCCAAAUCCUUACUCCUGGUGGACGGCCUGUCGGACCUGCAACAAAAAGAGCAUGAUGUCAUGCAGGUUGCAGCGAUGCGUGGAGGUAGACGGAAUCACCUGAGGGCGCUGAACUUGCCUAAGCUUUUGGAGCCGAUGACUCGGGUCAGUUUCCCUCCAAGAGUGUCUCUCACAGUCGGGGUGGCCGGCGUUGGGAAGACCACGUGUGUCGGGCAUUUUGUCAGAGGGUGGAGCCACGGAGAUAUUUGUGCAGACACACAUUUUGUCUUGCCGCUCAAUUUCAGUGAGCUGAACUCUUUAGAGAAGAUCUCAGCUGAGAGGCUGGUGAAGUUGGCUUUUCCUCACAUCACUGAACCGGGACUGAUCCUGAGCAGCCCCUGCAGGACAUUGCUCAUCCUCGAUGGCUUGGAUGACUUUUACCACUCAUUGAACUUCAAUGACGCCGUGCCCUGCACUGACUCGAGGAAAGAGUUGACCAUUGCAGAUUUAGUGACCAACAUCAUCCAAGGAAAUCUUCUCCCAGACGUCGUGGUGUGGCUCACCUCCAGGCCAGGGCUGGCCUCACUCAUCCCCGGAGGACUGGUUGACCGUGUGACUGAAGUGCCAGGAUUCUCUUCCAAAGACAUUAAGAACUUCUUAACUCAACACUGCCCUGAGAAAGACUUUGCAUCAAAGAUAUGGGCUCAUCUAGAGUCCAAUAAAAUCUUAAUGGUGAAUUGCUAUAUGCCACGUUUUUGCUGGAUAUUGCUGGACACACUGGUUUACAUCCUUCAAUGUGGGGUCCAAGAGAUGCUCCCGAAAACUUGCACUGAACUAUAUUCCUACUUUUGUUCCAUGAAGGCAGAAGUGGGUGAAGCAAGGGGCAGGGAGCCCAUAAAAAUAGAGCAGAUCCAUGGAAGCUAUCGUAAACUGUUUGGGAAUCUCGGGAGGAUGGCGUUUUAUGGACUCCUCAGGAACAAGUACACCUUCAGUGAGCAGGACCUCAGGGUCUACGGGAUAGAUCAGUUGUUGAUCCAAAGCAGUCUUGGUGCCGGGCUUCUGAUGUGUGAGGAGUCUUGUGUGUGCACAACGUACAGAUUCAUUCAUUUGACUGUGCAGGAGUUUGUCGCUGCUACCUUCUACCACGUGUCCUCCAAGCGAGCAAUCUUCGACUUGUUCUCAGAAAGCACCAUGUCCUGGCCCAAAAUCGGUUUCCAAAACCACUUCCGAAGUGCCUUCCAGCACGCACAACAGGCAAACAAUGGCCACCUGGAUAUGUUUGUGCGCUUUCUGGCCGGGCUUCUGUGUCCAGUGGCGCAGAAACCGCUCGCAGGACUCUUAUCCGCCAGUAAAGACGAUGGCAACCAAAGGGCCUGGGCUGCUGGAUUUCUACAAGGGCUCUUGGCCAGUGGAGGUGCUGUUGUGUCAAUGCGGGCUGUCAAUCUGGUUUAUUGCUUACAGGAGCUGAAAAACACAGAAAUGAUUUGGGGUGUUGAGCAGGAUUUAAGACUUGGCAGUCUCCCAGAGAAGAUAACGCGAGCCCAGUGUGUGGUCUUGGGAUACCUGCUGCAUGUUUCUGCAGAGUGUGAGGAACAGACCAACCUCACUGCCUCACUCAACUACUCCACCGUCAAAUGUUUGCUGCCACAGCUGCUGUACUGCAGUCACCUCAGACUGGAGAAUAAUCACUUCAAAGAUGAUGUCAUGGAGCUCUUGGGAAGUUUGCUGAGUGCCAAGGACUGCCAGAUUCAAAAGUUAAGCUUGGCAGAGAAUGCAGUCGGGAGCAAAGGUGCCAAAGCACUGAGUCGGGCCCUUCUGGUCAACCGGACAUUAACGUCCCUCAACCUCCGCAACAAUAACAUUGGCUCUAAAGGUGCAAAGUUCUUGGCGGAGGCUCUGAAAAUGAAUCAGGUUCUCUCAUCAAUCAACUUCCAGAACAACUCCAUUGAAGAGGAGGGGGCACAAGCUGUGGCAGAGGUUUUGCAGUGCAACAGGAAGCUUGUCACUCUCAACAUGAGGAAGAACACCAUCGGAGCAGGUGGAGCAAAAAGGAUCGCAAGUGCACUGAAGUCGAACCAAACUCUCAAAAAACUCACGCUUUGCAGCAACCAACUCGGGGAUAAAGGAUCUUCUGCUCUGGCCGAAGCUCUGACAGUCAACCACACUCUGCUCUCCCUUCAGCUCCAGAGUAACUCAAUAAGCAACAAGGGGAUGACAGCCCUGACAAAGGCGCUGCGACUCAACAGAGGACUUGUCUUUUUGAAUUUGAGAGAAAACUCCAUCGGAGUGGAGGGAGCGAAGAACAUGGCCCUAGCUCUCCAUGACAACAACUCCCUUCAAGUGCUUGAUCUUACAGCAAACCUCUUACAUGAUGAAGGAGUUCAGGCUCUGGCAGGAGCUAUCAAAAAUAAUCAAGGUCUCACCAGCUUGCAUCUCCAAUGGAAUUUCAUCAAGUCUGCAGCCACCAAAGCGUUGGCAGACGCUCUUCUCUUCAACAAAACCAUCCAGCUUUUGGAUUUACAGGAGAAUGCGAUUGGAAAUGAAGGCGUGAUUUCUCUGGCUGCAUCCCUGAAAACUAACACUUCUCUUCACACAUUAUGCCUUCAAGGGGUUUCAGCAGGCACCGCUGGUGUUAUUGCACUUGCUGAAGCGCUAAUGACCAACCAGACGCUGCGGACAUUAGAUUUUCGUGGAAACACUGUGGGCAUGGAGGGUGCUAAGGCCCUGGCUGGUGCCUUGAAGUGUAACAGAAGCCUCAAGUCAUUAAAUCUGCAGGAGAACUCUCUGGGUAUGGACGGAGCCAUCUUCAUUGCAACAGCGUUGAAAGGAAACCACCAACUGACCUACAUAAAUUUACAGGGAAAUGGCAUCGGAGAGUCCGGCGCAAAAGUUAUAUCAGACACCAUUAGAGCCAACGCACCAUGUUGUGUGGUAGAUAUGUGAGCGGAGACAAAUGGCUGCAACCAUCUGAGUCAGUUGCUAUGUGAGCCGGGUUCAUCUCAUCUUGAUUUUACAGUUCAAUGGCCAAGUAAUUUAACUUGUCUAAUAAAUAAAUGUUGAGAGUCUU
Synchiropus splendidus (mandarinfish) is the source of this 3746-nucleotide messenger RNA. RefSeq names its product NLR family, CARD domain containing 3 (gene nlrc3). The coding region runs from base 92 to 3622 and encodes 1176 amino acids. Lineage: Eukaryota; Metazoa; Chordata; Actinopteri; Syngnathiformes; Callionymidae. Gene Ontology annotation, molecular function: protein binding. Gene Ontology annotation, biological process: regulation of apoptotic process. The record is from RefSeq and is a predicted model, not a curated record. The transcript has 19 exons.